Molecule: messenger RNA, 905 nt
Organism: Penaeus vannamei (Pacific white shrimp)
Lineage: Eukaryota; Metazoa; Arthropoda; Malacostraca; Decapoda; Penaeidae
Source: RefSeq, a predicted model, not a curated record
AGUCGCAGUCCGCCUAUAGUUCCCCUCUCGCCUCAUCAUGGUUUGCAAGCUCGUCACCCUCUCCCUCCUGGUAGCCGUGGCCCUCGCCGCCCCCCAAUCGGGCUACGACUACAACAGCCCACAACAACCCUCCAGCCUCUACCAGCAGCCCGCACGACCCACCACGCCGCGCCCACGACCCCCGACCCAACUCUACAACACACCCCAGGCUUCCAACGUGGCUCCUGCUGCAGUGCGACCCCAGAGUUAUAACGCCCCCGCCCCCAUGGAGGGAAUGCCCUACGACUUCCAGUGGGGCGUCCAGGACCAGGACAGCGGCAACGCCUUCAGCCACGUCGAGAACAGCGACGGCCAGACGACCCAGGGCGAGUACCGCGUCCUCCUCCCUGACGGUCGCACUCAGGUGGUGAAAUUCUACGACAACGGCGACGGCUUCAACGCUGAGGUCACGUACGAGUAGUGGCAGCCAAGAUGACCUAGGAUGACCUGCGACACGAGAAUAUCGAUGCAGUUUCGACCGACCAACCCUGUGUACAGCUAUCCAUAUUUUCCUUUUUAUAAUAAUGUUUUAGUAUAUAGUAACACUAGGUGUAUUUUUUUGUUGUUUGACAUCCGUGUUUAGCAAAAUUCUUUUAUACAUAUCAUUUCAAAUGUCACUUCUUGCCCUCCACAGAUGUGAAAUGUACAAGUAUAUCAUUUUUAUUAGGAGUUGUAUGAACCAUUCGUGAUGGACACUUCUUUCCCGUUUCUAAAUUUUCUUUGUGACGAAAAUUAUCUCCUAUUUCUCCAUCUCCUGUGUAUAUAAUUCGGUGUUUGUGUAGUGUCCUGUUAUAUAUUUAUUGCAGAUCCUUCUUUCAAAAAUGUGUAAUGUUUUUUUUCCGAAAUAUACAGUAUACUACAACUAA